Messenger RNA from Alternaria arborescens, 1008 nucleotides. RefSeq lists its product as hypothetical. The record is from RefSeq and is a predicted model, not a curated record. Gene Ontology annotation, cellular component: membrane. The transcript has 5 exons. The coding region runs from base 1 to 1008 and encodes 335 amino acids. NCBI's taxonomy places the organism in Eukaryota, Fungi, Ascomycota, Dothideomycetes, Pleosporales, Pleosporaceae. Gene Ontology annotation, molecular function: metal ion transmembrane transporter activity. Gene Ontology annotation, biological process: metal ion transport; transmembrane transport.
AUGUCCAAAGCUUACUCUUGGGCACCUUUUGACAUACCGAAGGAAAUGCUGCAGGAGAUACUUGCACAACACAGUGUUACCCCUGAGAUCUUACCAGUUAUCUUUUCUUUUCGACGACACACGAAUCGGCUGGAAGAAGCCUUCUCAGAUAGUGUGUGGGUCUCAGAUUCAAAGAACUUCACAGAAUUGACCUAUCUUCUCAAGUAUACCGAGACAAGGAACUCUGCCGAAGAAAAGGCAGAUUGGUCAGUACGGCAGAUUGGUGUCUACCACCGCUACGACCCACGUGUUAUGCAGAAUACAUGGAUCAUUCUCUUUCCCACUGCCGACUCCAGCACCGAAAGAGAUCUAGUGAACGAGGCAAACCUUGCGUUCACCGUCGAUUUUGAAAGCACCUUGCCGUUCCAAGAUGCUUACAAAGACAUCUCAGACCUUCACUACAUCGAGACAAGACUUGCAACACUACCUCCUAUUUUCGAUGCCCAACUGGAACUCGUUGGCCAGCUGGAAACUCUUAACGAGCGAUUCUUCCAUCGAAGUCAAGUCUCCGAAGAGGCAUGCUCGAAGAUGAGGGAAACUCUUGGCAACUUACGUCGGCGGCUUGAGGCAUACAACGCCAACGUGGCGUUCGUGCUAGGAAAGAUACGAAGCACUACUCAGCUUGUGUCGGAUACUAUUGAUUUGAAGAGCCAGCACACCACAGAAAAGGUGUCAGAUCAGAUGCUGGUACUCAACAAAUCAGCGGUCGAGGAUGGCACAUCAAUGAGAGUCAUCACACUUGUAACGCUUGUUUACCUUCCGUCUACUUUCGUCGCUACGUUUUUCGGUAUGGGAUUCUUUGCCUCAAGAGACGAUGCUGGAGUGCAUUGGACCUCCUCACCAUACGUGUGGCUGUUCUUUGGAUUAGCUAUACCACUAACGUUAUUGACACUUGGGUAUUGGAGGUGGAGUCUCGGUCGUGCUGUGCGAUCGAGGACAAUUCAGGAUCUGGCUAAGUCAAGCGCAUAA